This is a messenger RNA of Dioszegia hungarica, 831 nucleotides long. Its product is annotated as NADP-dependent oxidoreductase domain-containing protein. Gene Ontology annotation, cellular component: cytosol. The record is from RefSeq and is a predicted model, not a curated record. Gene Ontology annotation, molecular function: aldose reductase (NADPH) activity. Lineage: Eukaryota; Fungi; Basidiomycota; Tremellomycetes; Tremellales; Bulleribasidiaceae. The coding region runs from base 1 to 831 and encodes 276 amino acids. The transcript is spliced from 7 exons.
AUGCAGAUGCCAAAGAUCAUGUACGGGACGGCGUGGAAGAAGGAGCGGACGACCGAGCUUGUCCUACAAGCGCUUCGAGCUGGCUUCAGGGGGAUAGAUACGGCUUGUCAGCCCAAACACUACAGGGAAGACUUGGCGGGCGAAGCGAUCUCAACGGCGAUAUCGGAGGGUAUCGUCACCCGAGACGAGCUCUUCAUACAGACCAAAUUUACAAGCAUAGACGGCCAAGAUACCUCCCAACCACUCCCAUACGACCCCCUCCUCCCCGCCUCCGAACAAGUCACCCAAUCCAUCUCCCGCUCACUCUCCAACCUUCGUCUCUCCCGUAUCGACUCUGUCAUCCUGCACGGCCCACUCCGGACCCGUCCUGACACCCUAUCUGCGUACCGCACGCUGGAGGGGUAUGUGGAUCAAGGGGUGAUUGGGCGGAUAGGCGUGUCGAAUUUCUAUGAUGUGGGGAUGUUGAGGUGGCUGUGGGCCGAAGCGAGGGUGAAGCCGCGGGUGGUGCAGAAUAGGUGGUAUGAGGGGAAUGGGUGGGAUGGCGAGGUGUGGGGGUGGUGUCAGGAGAAUGCGGUGGGGUAUCAGUCAUUCUGGACAUUAUCGGGCUCACCCAACCUGUUGAGGAGUAGGCAGAUACGGGAUCUCGCCGCGAAGUAUGGGUUGACGAAAGAGCAAGUGGUAUACAGAUUGUGUCAACUGUGGGACAUCACUCCCUUAUGCGGCUCGACCACCCUCAAGCAUGUCGAGGAGGCUCUGGAAGUCGAUGGCUCACCGCUUGUGGCGGACUCAGAGGGCGUGGCUGAGCUCAAGUCGGUGAUGCUGGGCGUCUGA